AUGGCCAAUCUUGCAAAAGCAGAUUCUGGCUCAAAAGAGUUGGAUGAAGCUGAGGUGCUUCUGGCAGAUGUUGUUCAAUACAUCAUGGAUAGUCCGAUGAUAGAUGAUAUCGCCAGCUUUGAGCAUUUUACUGACUGGGCUGUUGCUGGACACGCCCUCGGCAAACCUGAAGAAGCAGAAAACUUUACUCUCUCUACCAUAGCGCUAUAUAAAGAAAGAGUCGGCGACAAAGACCCUCGUACAAUCAAGGCUCCAGCCAUGCUUGGGACCAUGUAUCAAGCAGCUGGCAAGUAUGCCGAAGCAGAGGAGAUUAUUCAAAAGGCCCUCGCGGCACGAGGAGAUGUCUUUGAGCGCGUCACGCUCGGGCUAUCUAACAUCCAACUGCACAAAUCUCUGGAAGCUCUUUCUAUCAUGUAUUUUGAGGCCAAGAGAACCAAAGACGCCAUCAAGAUUACAGAAGAGCUUCUAGUCAUGCGGCAGACAUACUUGCGUAUAGAUGAUGCUGAGAUUAUUUUAACAAUGGCACGACUGGGCUCAAUGUAUUAUUAUAAUGACCAAUACGUUGAGGCCAAAGACAUGCUAUCAAAGGGACUCCCCAUGAUGCAGACGAGUCCUGACAUUCGUAUGGAAGAUACCCUCCCUUUCAUGACCGUGUUAGGGCAUUCACAAAAUAUCCUAGGCCAGCAUAACGAAGCAAUAGUGCAGUGGUCUGCCCUACUAGUCUUACUGCGUGACAUGGGUGAUGGUAGUGAUAGCCAAAUCGGCAACACACUAUUAAACCUUGCAUCAGCAUAUUGUGAGCUUGGAGAGUCUGAAAAAGCAGAAGAGUUGUAUGUGGAAGGGAUAGCAAUGCAACAAAAGAAUAAUCGAGGUGAAGAGCCGCACACCAUCACAUCUAUGCAUGCCCUCGGAUCUCAGUAUUAUCGGCUCAAAUUAUACGUCAGUGCAGAAGAGUGUCUGGACUUUCUAUCAAAUACCCAGUUCUUUUCCGAAAAGUACAAUGAUGCAGAGGAGACAAUAUCCGAGCUAAUCAAGGUGAGGCGUGAGGUUCUCGGUGAAACACAUGCCGAAAUAGCUCGCUCCAUGUUCCUCCUCGGGGAGACGUAUCUUGAGCUCGAAAAUGGUGACGAGGCUGUCAAGGCCUUCGUGCAGGUGCUUGAAGCCCAGUUGCAGGGGCUCGUCAUUCCGGGCAUUCCUAUGUCUUCCACCCUCAAGAUUCUGGCAGCGCUUUAUGAAUACCUAGGGCAAGUGGAGGCUGCUUUAGCUAUGCUAGCUUUGCUACAUCCCAUACAAAUUGCGGAACUUGGCGAUGGUCACCCCGAUAGUAUUCAGACAGCGACCAAGAUGAUGCAGUUUGUCAUGUCAUUGCUUAGCGUGGUUGGAGAGGAGGAGACUCAGCAUACAGAGCUCUGA
Messenger RNA from [Torrubiella] hemipterigena, 1413 nucleotides. The record is from the annotation of a GenBank genome assembly. NCBI's taxonomy places the organism in Eukaryota, Fungi, Ascomycota, Sordariomycetes, Hypocreales, Clavicipitaceae.